This is a messenger RNA of Sceloporus undulatus (fence lizard), 1842 nucleotides long. RefSeq names its product glutamyl-tRNA synthetase 2, mitochondrial (gene EARS2). Gene Ontology annotation, biological process: glutamyl-tRNA aminoacylation. Gene Ontology annotation, molecular function: glutamate-tRNA ligase activity; zinc ion binding; ATP binding. Bases 46 to 1545 code for a protein of 499 amino acids. The transcript is spliced from 9 exons. The record is from RefSeq and is a predicted model, not a curated record. Lineage: Eukaryota; Metazoa; Chordata; Lepidosauria; Squamata; Phrynosomatidae.
AAUCCGGAGCCGCGGCUGUGGCUCCCUCCUCCUCCGGUGCUUCGGAUGGGUUUCGCGGCGGCCUCCGCUGCCCUCGGCGCCGUCAGGGUGAGAUUCGCACCCAGCCCCACAGGGUUUCUGCACCUGGGGGGCCUGAGGACUGCCUUGUACAACUAUAUCUUUGCCAGGAAGCAUAAAGGAUGCUUCAUCCUGCGGCUGGAGGACACCGACCAGAGCCGGGUGGUGCCCGGAGCGGCCGAGGGCAUCGAGGACAUGCUGGAGUGGGCAGGCAUUCCCCCGGAUGAGAGCCCUCGCCAAGGAGGCCCAGCUGGCCCCUACCAGCAGUCCCAGCGCCUCAGCCUCUACAGGGAGGCCAUCGAAUUGCUCCUGGAGAAGGGCGCUGCCUACCGCUGCUUCUGCACCCCACAGCGCCUGGAGCUCCUGAAGAAGGAGGCCCUGAGGAACCGGCAAACGCCCCGGUAUGACAACAGGUGUCGCCACCUGAGCUCCCAGCAGGUGGCUGAGAAAAUGUCUCAGGGCGUUGACCACACGGUGCGAUUUCGCCUGAAGGAGAACGCAGAGCCUUUCUGCGACCUGAUCUACGGCUGGAGCCGGCACGAGGUGGCCAGUGUAGAAGGGGACCCUGUGAUCCUGAAGAGCGAUGGGUUCCCCACUUACCACCUGGCCAAUGUGGUGGACGACCACCGGAUGCACAUCAGCCACGUGUUGCGUGGGACGGAGUGGCUGACCUCCACCUCUAAGCACCUCCUCCUCUACCGGGCAUUCGGCUGGGACCCCCCUCACUUUGGCCAUCUCCCCCUCCUCCUCAACAAAGAUGGCAGCAAGCUCUCCAAGAGGCAGGGAGACAUCUUUGUUGAGGGGUUUGCUCAAGAUGGCUGCCUUCCGGAGGCCCUGCUGGACCUCAUCACAAACUGUGGCUCUGGGUUUGCAGAGAACCGGAUGGGGAGGAAGCUGCAGGAUCUGGUGAAGGAAUUUGACAUGGGCAGAAUUGAAAGGCACUCUGCUCUCUUGGACCUGGAGAAGCUCACUGAAUUCAACAGGAUCCACCUCUCUCAGAGGAUCGGUGACGAGACCUUGAGGCCGCAGCUGGUGGCAGAGCUGCAGGCUGCUGUGGAGGAAGCCUAUGGGCAUCAGCUGGUGGAUAGAGGGGUCCUGGAGAAGCCCUAUGUGGAGCAGGUGCUCCUCCUGAGGAGAGGCCAUGUCAGCGGGCUGAAGGACUUGGUGUCACCAAAAUACGCUUUCUUGUGGAUCCGGCCCUCUGUGUCUCAUGAGGAACUACAAACAAUUUCAGUUGAGGCAGAGAAGAUAGGAAUGCUAGUCCUCAGGCUGCUGGAACGGCCGGUGGCUACUCUGACCACGGAGGAGCUCAGCAAAGACCUGCGGCAGCUUCCAGAGCAGAUCAGAGGCACCCCAUACAGCAGCGUGAUGAAGCUGCUCCGCUUGGCCCUCAGCGGCCAACAGGAAGGGCCUGCCGUUGCCGAAAUGAUGGUCUCCUUGGGACGCAGAGAGGCCUGCGCUCGGAUCCAGAGGGCCCUCUGCAGAUGACCAUGGAGACACAUGAUGGAGAUGGAGCGAAAGACAAGCAGUCCGUGGGUUUGGAGGGAAGCUCUUCUUCUGGGUGUCUUGCAGUCCUGGGAUUUCAGGACGGGAGGACGAUGGUGAUGGUGCUUGCGCAGGGACUUCUGCAAGACUUGUGCGAAGUGCAGCAUGCCUCAUGGAAAGUGGCAACUUUUGCAAAUAAGCUAUGGCUUCCUGGUUCUGUGGCCCAACAGGAUAGGAACACAGCUUCAAAUGUGAUGUUUGUGCACACAGCAUUAAUAAAGUUGGAAAGCCUGAAGACUA